CUGUCCACCUCCACACUCCUGAAGGCUCAGGGUUCUCCUAACGGUCCUCUCUCUCUCAUCUCCUCUCAUCUCCUGACUCGCCCCGACGACAUGUCUUUCCAGAGCUACAGCUACCGUUCCGGCGGCGUUCCCAGCAGCGGAGCCUCCACCAUCAGCUCCCGCCGGGUGGGCUACGUGUCCAGCGCCCCCAAGGCCUACAGCGUGUACGGAGGAGGCGCCGGCGGCAGCACGCGCAUCUCCUCCUCCAGCGCCCGCAACGUCUCCUCAGGCUUUGGCGGCGGCUACGGCGGUGGUUACGGGGGCGGCAGCGGCGGUGGCUUCGACCUGUCGAGCGCCCUGGACCAGAACACCGUCCACCUGAACGAGAAGGCCACCAUGCAGAACCUGAACGACCGCCUUGCCUCCUACCUGGACAAGGUGCGCUCCCUGGAGGCAGCUAACUCCAAACUGGAGCUGCAGAUCAGAGAGUACUACGAGCAGAAGGGACCAGCCGCUGAGAGGGACUACAGCAACUACUGGGCCAUCAUCAACGACCUGAAGGACAAGAUCAAUGGUGCCACUAUCAACAAUGCCAACAUCCUGCUCCAGAUUGAUAACUCCAAACUGGCAGCUGAUGACUUCAGGACCAAGUUCGAGCACGAGCUGAUCAUGCGCCAGUCCGUGGAGGCUGACAUCGCCAACCUUCGCCGCCUGUUGGACCAGACCACCCUGACCAAGGCCGACCUGGAGAUGCAGAUCGAAGGUCUGCAGGAUGAGCUGGCUUACCUCAAGAAGAACCACGCAGAGGAGCUGGCAGCCAUGCGGGCUCAGCUCACAGGCACCAUCAACGUGGAGGUGGACGCCGCACCCCAGCAGGACCUCAGCAGAAUCAUGGACGAGAUCCGCGCCCAGUAUGAGGGCAUCACGGACAAGCACCGUCGCGACCAGGAAACCUGGUUUAAUGAAAAGUCCACGACGUUGUCCAAGGAGGUGGCCGCCAGCACCGAGACCAUCCAGACCACCAAGACAGAGGUCAAUGACCUCAGACGCACCCUGCAGGGCCUGGAGAUCGAGCUGCAGUCGCAGCUCAGCAUGAAAGCAGCCAUUGACAACACCUUGCGAGAGACCGAGGCUCGUUACAGCGCCAUGCUGACCGGCUACCAGAACCAGAUCAACAUGCUGGAGCAGGAGCUGGGCAACGUGCGCUCCAGCAUAGAGCAGCAGGGCCAGGACUACAGGAUGCUGCUGGAUAUCAAGACCAGGCUGGAGCAGGAGAUCUCCACCUACAGGAACCUCCUGGAGACCGAGGAAUCCAGGUGCCAUUCAAAUAGUGGAACCAAAUCCACUGUCACACACACCACAGUGCGCUCAUCCAGCUAGAUGCUCGACUCUACUGGCAGAGCAGGACAUUUUCAGAAAUACCCACUCACUCACAUACAUUGUUACAAAGAGAAUAGCUGUCAAUCCAAAAAAAAUGUGUUGGGGUAUUGCCAUGUUAGCACUGUAAUUUUCUAACAUAAUGUUACUCACUAGAACUGGAGUUUACGUAUCGAAAUUAGGAUAAGAUUUAAGGGAGAAUUGCACUGAGGAACAAUUGCUGGCCCCUGUUGUGAAUGAAUGUGUUGUUUCUGACAAUAAAUCUGCUGGUGAAUAUAAA
This is a messenger RNA of Osmerus eperlanus (European smelt), 1636 nucleotides long. It is a transcript of the gene krt94, whose product is annotated as keratin 94. The record is from RefSeq and is a predicted model, not a curated record. Bases 91 to 1359 code for a protein of 422 amino acids. The transcript is spliced from 7 exons. Lineage: Eukaryota; Metazoa; Chordata; Actinopteri; Osmeriformes; Osmeridae. Gene Ontology annotation, cellular component: cytoskeleton. Gene Ontology annotation, molecular function: structural molecule activity.